UGUCCAUUUUAAUCAUUUGUUUUUAAAAAGCCUCUGGCAAUGAUGAUUACUUUCACUGAAAGUGCUGAUUAAACCCUGAUCCUGGUGCAAAUUGAAAUAUAUUCCUAUUAGUUAUUGAUUGGCUGUAAUUUUUUUAAAGUCCUCUUUGGGAAAAUAACUUUUUCUAAUUGUUUUUUCCUACUUUUAGCCUUUAAUAUUUAGUUUGGGGGCAUAACAUUUAACGUUUUUAAAAAGCAACAGGUUAAGUUAAUGUAUAUUAGGUGAUGGAUAAAAAGCUAGAUAAUCAAGCAGAUAGGUGACAGGGAGUCAUUCUUCCCAUCAGCCUGAUGAUGUCACUGGAGAAAAGAAGGUCCGUUGGAACCUGAUGUCUGGCAGUUACAGGGAGCUGUGGCUAGGAAGAGGGUACUCAGGACCUGCCCUGGAGUCAUGAACCCCCAGGCAGCCAACAUCGUGUGUCCAGGCCCCUGUACCAGAGACAUAGGACAUCUUUGUGACUGACAGAGUGAUCCAGAAUGGAGAAAGAUAAACCCCCACAGUUGGUGACCCCUGCGUCGGUGAAAGCGAUCAUCUCCAAGAUUGAGGCUGCCCAUCUAACUCGGGCUCAGGAGGAUAUUUCUUCCCAGCUCUCAGACAUCUUGGACAAUGUCAACUGUGUCAUCAACCGCUUCCAGGAAGAAUUAGGAUAUGAUUUCAAAAAAAAGGCGAAAUCUCACCAGACAGAGCGAAAGGGAAAGAACAGAUUCAUCUUGCUGGAGAAAAUUACCUCCUUCUCCAAUGAUGCUAAAACUAAAGAGAAGCACUUGUAUGAAAUUCUCCACUGGCUAGGUGACUGGGGUGACAGUCUGACCUAUGAGAUCAAGAACAGGAAGAGUGAGGAGGAGGAGGAAGCCCUGGAUGAAUGGAUCGAGGUGAUGGGGAAAGUGUUACCUCUCUCCCUCAUUGCCACCAAAGGAGGCAUCGAGUCUCUCAUUUCCCUUUGUUCCACUCUCAUUGAAGGACAAAGGAAAGGGGCACAAAUGUUCAAACGCACCUUCUGGCAGGGCUGGCAGGAACAAAGCCCACAAAAAGCAAUAUGCAGCCCUCAGCCACUGAGCCCGGAGCAGAUGCUCCAGGACAAGCACACUACCUGCAUGACAGUCUCCGAGGUGAAGUCCAUGCUGCAGGAGCUCCUGGACUCCAUGAUGUUCAACCAGGGGGAGGUUAGAGCCAUCAGGUACAUGUCUGCUGUGGUAGAGAACCUCAACAAAGCCUUGAUCCUCCAGCACAAGGAGAACAGGAGCCUGGAGGCCAAAUACAAGCACCUGAAAACAGAGAUGACCAAAGAACUCAGCAGCCAGAGGCUCUACUUCCAGAAGUCCCUCCACGUCCUUGAGAGUAAGAGAGAUGCCCUACUAAAGCAGGUAGAAAUUCUAGGAGGAAGGUAUCAUGACCUUCUCCUGAUAAAGCAUGCCCUAGAGUUUCAGCUGAAGAAGGCUCAGUCUUCUAGAGGUCAAGCAGAAGACUCAGUCAAGAUCUUGGUUGAGUCCCUAGCCACUGCCAAGAAAGAGGCCCUCCCAAGGAAAGAAACAGUUAUGGAAGAAACCCAACAGGAACCUAAGAAGGAGGGGCAGUUUUCACCACUCUCCCCAAGUCCCAUGGCCACAGCUUGGGACAGUAGUGCUAGGCUUUCGACAUAUCAGCCACAUUCCACCAUGACGAUGCAGUCAAGGAUUGCAGAUGUGUACAGCAGCAAGGACACUGAAAGUCUUGAGCCUGCGUUGCCAUCCUCCAUGGAUCACAAGUUUCCUAAGAAAUGGGAAAUACAAUCAGCAGAAAGCUCAGGCCACAAAGGCAAGGACCAGAAGGGCUUCUUCCAGGAAGUGGCUGAGAGAAAAGAAGGACUCCAGAUUAAGUCCCAUUUUCAGAAGCAGCUGUCCCCAGAGAGCUCUAGAAAGGUGGUCUUGGAGAGCAAGGCAGAGCACCAGGAAGAGGAACUCAGCUGGGAGAGGCAGAGGCAGCAGUGGCUGGAGGAGGAGGAGAUGUGGCUGCAGCAGCAAGAGAAGUGGGCCCUAUUGGAGCAGCAGCACCAGGAGAAGCUGUGGCAGUGGGAGGUGGAGGAGGUGGCAAGGGAGCAGCAGCAGAGAUUGAACCAGGAGCAAGGGGGCCCAUGGAGGGAGCUGGAACAGACAAGAGAGGAUGUGGAGAGAAUUAUCUUCAUGCCCACCAGUCAAUGGAGGGACUUGGAGGAGGCAUCAUUGGCACCUCCACCAAGCCGGGCCCAGUCUGCUGGCCAAGGCAGGCCACACUUGCCCAGGUCCCCGAAGACCCAGCAGCCUGCCCCCAGAAACCAGAGGACCAUGAGUUCAGCUGAGUUUACCCAGAAACCACGGGCCCACCGGGUCCCCACGAAGCCUAAGAAGUCGGCCUCCUUUCCUGUCACGGGGACAACCCUCCGGAAGGUGACCCAGCCCCCUUUGCAUAUAUCCCCAGUAACUCUGAAGGGGAAGGUGUAUCAUAUGGACGUGGAGGCCCAGAGGAAGAAUCUGCAGCUCCUGACUGGGGAGGGUCAGCUGGGGCUGCCCCAUUACCUACGCAGCAAGGCGCUGGAGCUCACCACCACUACCAUGGAGCUGAACACGCUCAAGCUGUGGUGCCUGUGCCAUAAGUACAUCCUCUACAGACACUUCCAGAGCCUCCGACAAGAAGUGAUCAACCGUAUACAAGUCAUGCGAGAAGCUGGGGCUGCGCACAAGGCCCGGAACCUCUGCAUCUUCCUGGAAAAUACAGACCACCUGCAGAGCCUCCAGCUGCAGGCCUGGACAGAUAAGCAGAAGGACCUGGAGAAGAAGUGCCAAGAGUGCCUGAACAGCAUGGUGACCAUGUUCCCCAAGCUCCAGCAGGAGUGGAACGUUAAGCUGCACACUCCUGUGGUCACCUCCCCAAAGUCAAGGAAAAGCAAGCCUCCUCCGUCCUUACUCCUGCACACCCAGUCCAGCAGCCCUGCCUGCAAGCGACCCCUGGAGCUCUCUAAGACCAAGCAGAAAUGUGUGUCUCUGAGGAUGGCCCACCAACAGGGGAACCAGAUGGAAGCCAUGUGGAAGACUGACGUGGCCUCCUCCAGUCACCCAGUAGAAAAGAAGACCCCCGCCAGCCUGUCCUGGGACCAGCUAGGGGGGUACCCAGAUAUUCCCCGGCUGUUGGCUUUGGAUGUACAUUCCUCCUACCACAAAAGCUUGAUGUCCCUCAAGACCCGGGCCGUUCCGCCUACACCCAGGCCUCCAGGGGGAUCUCAGCUUCAAACUUAAGCACUAAUCAAAAUAUUGUUCCCAGCAAAGACAGCUUCUCCUCUCCAGGGGAAUUUAGGUGAAUACAAUUUUCUUCCCCUCUUUCUAACUCUAUACAAGUUUAUUCAGUUUAUCACACCGUCAGGUGUAGAGGCCAGGCCCUUGCUGCUUCUGUCUUCUUUAUCCACAUGCUAGGCUGGCACCACCUACCUGUGUGUCAGGCUGGUCCUCGACAGAAGAGAGGGUUUAUAACUUGGUUUCUGGGAAGGAACCAAGAUAGGGGUGGAGAGGAAGAAACAUGGAUGGGUAGGAAGGAUCAGGGAAGAGUGAGGGGAGGGAAGAGGGAGUAUUCUGUGACAUGAAACGAGAGGAAGAUUCACAAGAAAAGCAGCAGAGCCCCUGGAACAUGGCAGAAAUGUUGUGUUAAGCCGUCCCACGUCUGAGUCCGUCCAGGCCCAGUCCUGACUGGUCUCCCAGAGGUAACUAGGGAAGCUCUCGGGUGGGCUGGGUGGGCACUCACAUCUCAGGGCCUGGUCUCAGCUGCUCCCCAGUCUGUAGCUGUAUUAACUCUUUCAGUGCCUCAGUGACUCAAAGGAAGGCCAGGAACCCCCAGAGGGGUCAGCUGAGCUUGUUCCUAGAAAGUCAAACGAGUCCUUCCCUGGAACCCUAAGAAGCCAGAAGGAUCACGAUAAUCCCAGUCCCCGCUCCAUGCCUUAGCUAGUGAUUCUCAAACUUGCAGGUUCCCAGCUGGUGUUUUUAAACAGACACUUUGGGUGCUGCUAAGUAAUCCUAGAACUUUGAGAAACACUGCUUUCCUCCUUCAGCCCCCAAACUGUACAUUUUUAAUAAAAUAGAGAUGUAUUUAUUUUUAAAAUAAAUUGCUAAAACCCACACCUUCCCAACUCAUUUCUGGAACCAGGUCCAUGACCACCUGGCCACUGACUUAGACGCCAGUCACAGAGGAGUCCCCGAGUGCUGUGUCUG
This is a messenger RNA of Hippopotamus amphibius kiboko, 4247 nucleotides long. It is a transcript of the gene FAM186B, whose product is annotated as family with sequence similarity 186 member B. The record is from RefSeq and is a predicted model, not a curated record. The transcript is spliced from 8 exons. The coding region runs from base 513 to 3284 and encodes 923 amino acids. NCBI's taxonomy places the organism in Eukaryota, Metazoa, Chordata, Mammalia, Artiodactyla, Hippopotamidae.